Molecule: messenger RNA, 2373 nt
Organism: Dacryopinax primogenitus
Lineage: Eukaryota; Fungi; Basidiomycota; Dacrymycetes; Dacrymycetales; Dacrymycetaceae
Exons: 1
Coding region: 1-2373 (790 amino acids)
Source: RefSeq, a predicted model, not a curated record
AUGGCGGGAUUGUCUGGUACAGGAGGCCGCGGAGACCCUAUUGUGAUCGCGCCCUCUCCGCGUCCCCGGAGCGUAUCCGCGGAGCAGCCUCGCAGACAGACUGUCGAUGACCUGAUCGAAGAAGAACGAGAACGCCAGGCUCUCUUCUACCCACAUGGCAACGGAACUGCUUCUUCUUCGAGCCCUCUAAUUGGGUCGUCGCGUGCAGGAGGCGUCAAUGGCUCGAGUCAAACAUCGGCGGAUCAGCGGUCGGCGCAGAUGCAAACACGACCGGGGGUGGGAAGGCCGCGGGCAAGUACAGCGCAUGGAGACGUCACCAUGUACCGACUUCCAACAUUGCUGGAGGAGAAUACGGAUGAUGGGAAUGAUAAUGGCCCGCCUCAGCUCCCAGCAUCCCAGCCCCGUCGUCCUCCUCUACCUGUGUCUACAUCCGAUACCAGGCUAGUCACCGCCCUCAAUCGUGGACACCACGCACGCUCGCCGUCUGGAAGUGCUCUGCAGCCAGAAAUUGCUGUGAUGAAGCUCGGAAGGAGCCCCAAUGCUCCGUUUGGAUCUAUGACAGCCAAUCGUGUUGCAACUGGCUCUGCUCCUGUCGAAGGCAACCUGUCUCGAGAUUCGUACAACAAGAUGACGACCAGAAUCACGCGCAGAAACUCGAAAGGAAAGAGCGAUGGGAAGAAUGUGCCAACUUCUGAUAUGAAGAAGAGCGUUAUCGACAAAGGCAAGGGACGAGCUGUUAGUGAUAACAGGGGAGGGCCAGUCAUCGAUGUCCAAGGCAAAGGUAGAGCUACGGAUACCGAUCUCAAUAUGUCUCCUGGCAAGAACAAAGCGAUCGAUGUAGAUCUCGAGCGGCCUAGGAGUCAAAGGAAGGGCAAAGGAAGAGCGCCGGAUACGCAACAGGCAGAAAGCAGCAAGACACGCAGAGAAACCCUUACGUUCCCCGCUCAACCUGAUGAGCGCUGGCCCGGAUUUGACGCACGAGACUUCUAUAAGGAACAUGAACCUGAUGAAGUGGAGAAUAUGAAGGUUACAGGGAUGAGGCGGCUCGAGCCGCCUUCCGCUCCGGAGGCGUCGACCUCAGCAUCUGCCCCGCAAGCGCUGCCGGAACAGCAGCCAUCACACCCCGUACCACAACAGCAUAUGGUCUGGUCCGAGCAACAGCAAGCUCUCGUCAAUAUGGAGCAGGAUCAUAUACCCCACCUCGCCUUACCAGCCUCUGUCGAGCAGACGUACACAAUCCAGGCGGAGCCGUUCGUCCUCACAGCAAAAGUCAACUCCUCUGAACAUUGGCCAAACCCAGCUCCAGAUGAAACCGGCCAGACAGCGAUUGACGAGCUCGGCAGGCAGACCUGGGAUCAGGCCGCCACGCCAGAAGGAGCUCAAGCAGGACGUGCGGCCUCACGUGGUGUAGAUUCUGUCAUGCAUGACCUGUUUGGAACUCCCUCACCUGCGCCAGCGGAGCCAAUGUCAUAUCCACCUCCCAUUCAGGAUGGGGCCGUUCAACCUGUGCAGCAAUCUGCACCUCCCGUUCUCGAAGCAGUUCCAGGCACUUCUGAGCUUGUCCAGGUUCCCCAAACCCAACACGCCGUGUCCGAGCCGGCAUGGCUGGGAGCUCAAGCCCCUGCCACUCAAGCACCUCGGGUAUUGACACCGCCUCAGCCUGAGCUGCAACCAGUUUUCUCGCCAAACCUCCUGAAUCAGCUGUUUGGGUUCAUGGAUCCCUCGCUCUUCCAAUCCCCGCAACUUCCGGUACCAGAAGAACUUGGGUUGUUGGAUAUUUCAUUCUUUCAAUCUCCUCCCCUUCCUAUGGCACACGAAGGUCACGGGAUAAAUAUGCACAUGCCUAAUAUGGGGGAUGCUCUGCAGCCUGUCCACCAACAUGAGGGAGCAGACCAACUGAUGACUGUCACACAAUGGGAGCAGUUACAGCAAUCAGGCAUUCCCAACCACCCGCACGCACCCGUGCCCUUCUCCGCACAUGCUCACGAAACCUCUAUGAACACUUACACGAAUCCACAACAGCAACAGAAUAUACGAUAUCAUGACCCCGACCCGGGACUUAUGAUCCAAAUGCCUUAUUCUAUGCCUUCCCAGCCGCAACCGACUUACCAGCCUAGCACGUUCCAGUCAAACCCUUAUUUCCCGAUGACGCAACUUGCUCCGCAAAUGAACUCAGUUCCUGUCCCCACCCAGGUCGAUCAUCAGUCUCAAGAACCACAAAACCCUAGGGAGCAGGUCGUUCAUGUCGAACAGGAUGACGUAGAGGAACUGAUGUCCUCUGGCGGAAGUUCGCCCAUCUGGAUCCCGGGGAAUAGUAAGUGGUCAGGGGACUUUUGGAGAGAAGGAAGGGAUGGGAUGCAUUCAAACAAGUAG